Stylophora pistillata is the source of this 2942-nucleotide messenger RNA. RefSeq lists its product as uncharacterized. Gene Ontology annotation, molecular function: ubiquitin protein ligase activity; protein binding; zinc ion binding. Gene Ontology annotation, biological process: protein polyubiquitination; proteasome-mediated ubiquitin-dependent protein catabolic process. The record is from RefSeq and is a predicted model, not a curated record. Lineage: Eukaryota; Metazoa; Cnidaria; Anthozoa; Scleractinia; Pocilloporidae.
UUCAUUCAAAGGAUAAGAGUGUCAGUCUCUUUAGUGAAAACCAAUUGUCACUCACUGAUUGAAUUAGCCUUCCUGAAUCCUGUUAUCAUCAGUAAAAGAGAAACCUCCAUCAGCGAUAAUUACAAACGUCGAACAACGUCCUGUUUGUGGAGGGCUCACCGUAAUUUCAUUGUCGACUGGGAUUCCUAGACAGUCAAUGGCUACCGCAACACCGACAGUUUCAUCCACAAAGGGGACAACCAACUACGCUCGCUUGUGUCGUCUGCUGGUUGAUGCUGGUACCCAGGCCCUUAGAGACACAUUUGAUGCCAUCCAUUCACCAGCAAAUCUUCACACAGUUUUGGCAGCCAAUAAGGCAACUUUACAGUCGCUGAGAAAGAAAAAGGUUAUGAACGCGACGCAGUGGGGAAAGCUCUUUCCUGUUAUUCCAUCCUCAGUGUCUUCAAGAGACUUUGAUAUCACGCUUUUGAUGGUUCUACUUCGAAACUUAUGCGGCUUACCUUCUCCCGCAGCAGGCUGGGAUACACUUCCUGCUGUAACAGAUGUGAGUCGUGAAGCUGAUAUCGCUCGUGUUAAGUAUUACAGGAACACUGUGUACGGUCACGCCGAGUGCGCCUCAGUUGAUGAUUCGAUGUUUAACGCAUGCUGGGGCGACAUCCGGGACACUCUAGUAAGACUUGGAGGGGUGAAGUACAAAGCAGCUAUUGACAAUCUUGCAACUGAGUGUAUGGACCCUGAAGUUGAAGAUCACUGCAAAGAACUCCUUAGCCAGUGGAAGAAAGACGAAGACAACGUUAAAGAUAAACUGGAUGAGGUAAUUGAAAAGCUAGUUGAAUUGAAAACAUUAAGCAUGACGCAAAGAGAGAAUCCCGAAAAUGAAGAGGGUGAACCGCUUGUGUCGAAAGACCAGGAGAGCUCUGCCAUGUGUAAAGAGAGACAUAACGAAACCGAGCCACUCGAUUACUAUUGUACGAACUGUUAAGUUUGCAUUUGCGACAAGUGUGGAAAAACUCGUCACACUCAUCACACCAAAGUGAGUAUACAACAGGCUACUGAGGAAGAAAAACAGAGGAUGGUGAAGAUUGUGGAACAAGUAAAAAUACAAAUUACUGAGCUUGAGACGCAAAUGGAAACAACGACAAGACUAUUUGCAAUAAGCAAAGAAAAAAUUUCUGCAGCUCGUAGUUAUGCACAGACAACUGCUGAAGAACUCAUUCGUUUUUUGAAGGAGCACGAGAAGUGCGUUGUUACCGAGUUAGACGUUAUUGAAAAAAGACAAGAAAUAGACUAUGCAACACAAUUAGAAAGCAUGCAAGCAGCAGUCAACGAAUUGAAAUGUUCUGUGAAAAAUUGUGAGGAAAUCCUACACAGAGACGUUAGCUUAGAAACUCUACAAUCACAAACAAGUGACACUAAAAAAUGUAAAAGUGUUCUGAAAGAAACAAAAAUGGACAUUUAUGAGCCCUGUCAUGUCCACUACCAAUUAUUUGAGGAGUACAUUCGAGCGAUGAAAGGCGGAACUCCUGGCGACUUACUGUAUAGCAAAACGGAUCCUUCAAGGUCAUUUGUCAGAGAUAAUGACUUAAAACAACCUGAAGCUGGACGAACGAAGGAUUUUGACCUCGUUACAAUUGACUCAGAAGGGGAACAAUGCUACCAUGAAAUCGAUGAAAUCAAAGUGACAGUUCGGAGUCCGACGGGAAUGGUUCUCGACAGCAAGACUGAUAGCUGGAUGCCACGUGGGACGUACAGAGUCAGGUACACACCAGCAUGUGAUGGAGAACAUGAGGUGACAGUUUUAGUUAAUAAUCAACCAAUUUCUGGUAGUCCGUGGAAUGUAAGCGUGACUCCGCAUAAAUAUAGUUUCUUUCAUUACUUCGGGUUACCAGAGAAAGCACGCAAACAAUUCAAAGAACCCUGCGCUGUUGCAGUAGACAAAAACAAAAUGACAAUAGCAGUAGCUGAUAGAAAGGAACAAAGGGUGCAACUGUAUGAUUUUUGUAAUUCAGGGCAUCUUUCAGAUCUCGGUGAGAAGGGACCAGCGGCUAUAAGACUAACUGACCCCACCUCGGUUGCAUUCACCCAAUCUGGUGACGUCAUUGUCAUUGCCUCUGGUACCAUGUUUUGCUUUACUGUUAGGGGUAAUUUUCUUGGAUGUAUUAACAACAGAAAACUCCAGCUUCCAUUUUCAUUGAGUGUUACCAGCGAAGGCCGCCUCGUGGUGUGCGAUACCGGUGACAACUCAGUCAAGGUCCUCUCCCCUGAUGGAACAAAACUGUUACAGUCCUUUAGUGAUCCAGACUGUGAUGACUCCCCGUGGAAAGCUGUUUUUCACCAAGAUAUGUUCUUCGUGUCUUACCCCGAAGCUCAUUGUGUUAAAACAUUUAAUAAGGACGGGGACUUUCUCUAUGAUAUUGGCAAAGAAGAUGCAGUUGAAGGACAAUUGAGUCAACCUCGUGGACUCGCUAUUGACACCUUUAACAACCUGGUGGUUUGUGACAAGAAAAAAAAGACGUUGAAUGUCUUCAAACUGGAUGGAACAUUCUUGAACACGGCCACUAAUAAUAAUAUCCUCAGCUGUCCUUCGUCUGUUGCUGCCCUCUCGACUAAUGAAUCCCCGUGGCUUAUCAUUGCUGAUUCCAAAAGCAAAUGCGUCGUGAUGUUUGAUUAAGUGACAAUCAAAUUUUUAUUUGAAUUUGUAGUGUUCUGAUUGGUUAAUUUAAUCUCGUAUCUGAUUACCUCAUGAGCUUUGAAUUUACCAUACAUGGUAAAUGAUUGCACUGUGUUUCACAAAGUUGAUCUUUCUUUCUUCCCGCGGAAAGAGAGCGUUUCCAUAGACAGUGCAAUGGCCCGCGGAGGCACUCGAUGGGCAUGGUUUAUCGUUGCUGAUCCCGGAAAAAGUGCGUCACUAUGUUUAAGUAACUAAAAUAAUCAAACUUUAA